Hypoxylon trugodes is the source of this 2172-nucleotide messenger RNA. RefSeq names its product BPG-independent. Gene Ontology annotation, cellular component: cytoplasm. The transcript is spliced from 3 exons. Gene Ontology annotation, molecular function: manganese ion binding. Gene Ontology annotation, biological process: glucose catabolic process. The record is from RefSeq and is a predicted model, not a curated record. The coding region runs from base 383 to 1945 and encodes 520 amino acids. NCBI's taxonomy places the organism in Eukaryota, Fungi, Ascomycota, Sordariomycetes, Xylariales, Hypoxylaceae.
UGUUCUUCGAUUAUUCCUAUUUCUAUUUUUAAUACUAAUAAAUCCAUGUACAUAAUUCAAUUAGAAUAAUAAAGUUCUUGUAUGAGACUCACCGACUUCUAUGUUAUUUGAGGGGUAUAAUGACAAGGAAAAUCGUUAUCGAUAGACGGAUUAUCGAACGGAACAGCUAGAAAUCCCCCCACCAUAGCCCAUACAAGGCCAUAGCAGCCCACCGUCAUGCGAAACAUCUCAACACUUCAAUCUCCCAGGGCCAUUAUCUUCCGUAGAAAAUCACUCAACAUUCCUCACCUCCUUUUCUUCUUUUCUUCCUUAGCCCCCCUUACUAUUCCAAUUAGUUUCCUAUCAUCAGUAGAAAAAAAAGCUUAUUAGGAAAAAAGCAAGAAUGACUACACCAAAGCAAAAGGCCUGUUUGAUCGUAAUUGAUGGUUGGGGUAUCCCUUCCGCCGACUCUCCCAAAAAUGGCGAUGCUAUCGCUGCCGCCAAGACCCCCGUCAUGGACGAAUUAUCUAAGAGCGCUACCGGUUUCACCGAAUUAGAGGCUUCCUCUCUUGCCGUCGGUCUUCCCGAGGGUCUAAUGGGUAAUUCGGAGGUCGGUCACUUAAACAUUGGUGCUGGAAGAGUCGUAUGGCAAGAUGUCGUGCGAAUCGACCAAACCGUCAAAAAGAAUGAGCUUGGAAGCAAUGAAGUUAUCAAGAACGUUUUAGAGAGGGCCAAGAAUGGUAGCGGUAGACUCCACCUAUGCGGUCUAGUCUCCCACGGUGGUGUACACUCCAAGCAGACCCACCUGUACGCGCUCCUAAAAGCCGCCAAGGCCGCUGGAGUCCCCAAGGUUUACAUCCACUUCUUUGGUGACGGCCGUGAUACCGACCCCAAAUCUGGAGCUGGCUACAUGCAAGAACUUCUCGACACAAUAAAGGAGAUUGGAAUUGGUGAAAUUGCUACCGUUGUUGGUCGAUAUUACGCUAUGGACCGAGAUAAGCGAUGGGACAGACUUGAGCUUGCGCUCAAGGGUAUGGUUCUAGGUGAGGGAGAAGAGAGCUCAGACCCAGUCAAGACCGUCAAGGAACGAUACGAGAAGAACGAGAAUGAUGAAUUCCUCAAGCCCAUCAUCGUCGGCGGUAAGGACGCCCGAAUCAAGGACGGCGAUGAGGUCUUUUUCUUCAACUACCGAUCCGACCGUGUCCGACAAAUCACUCAACUGCUUGGAAAUGUUGACCGAUCUCCCAAGCCUGACUUCCCCUACCCCAAGAUCAACCUUGUUACCAUGACACAAUACAAGGUUGACUACCCAUUCGAGAUUGCCUUCAAGCCCCAACAUAUGGGUAACGUGUUAGCUGAAUGGCUGGGUAAGCAAGGUGUCAAGCAAGUCCACGUCGCUGAGACAGAGAAGUACGCUCACGUUACAUUCUUUUUCAACGGUGGUGUUGAGAAGGUCUUCGCCUUGGAGACCCGAGACGAAUCUCAGGACUUGGUGCCCUCCAACAAGAGCGUUGCUACCUAUGACAAGGCUCCUGAGAUGAGCGCCGAUGGUGUCGCGAAGCAGGUCGCUAAGCGAUUGGGCGAGCAACAAUUCCCGUUUGUCAUGAACAACUUUGCUCCCCCUGACAUGGUUGGACACACCGGUGUUUAUGAGGCUGCUAUCAUCGGAUGUGAAGCCACCGACAAGGCCAUCGGUCUAAUCCGCGAUGCUUGCAAGAAGGAAGGCUACAUACUCUUUAUCACUGCCGACCAUGGUAAUGCUGAAGAGAUGAAGUUCCCUGACGGCAAGCCUAAGACUUCUCACACCACCAACAAGGUCCCCUUCAUCAUGGACAACGCGCCUAAGGGUUGGUCAUUGAAGAAGUCUGAUGGUGUUUUGGGUGAUGUCGCUCCGACAGUCUUGGCUGCUAUGGGUCUACCCGUGCCCGAUGAAAUGACUGGCCAAAGUCUCUUGGUCGUUGAAUAAACGACAUGGUUUAGUAAAGAAGAAUAUUAGGUAGUGGGUACUGUGAUCAGGGCAACGGGUUAGGUGAGGAGUUGAUAGAAUUAAAGAUGGCUUGGGAGGCGUAGAUACCAAGGAGUAGUAUAAACUAAAUAUACACGGCUAUUUUAUAAGGAAAUAUUAGUAUAAUUGCCAUUUAUUCGAAGGUUGAUUACCGAAUUGUUUGAUUUGAUAGUUGGUUUCCUCAAACC